UGUAUCUCAUCUGUUCCACCAAAUUCCAAAACCCCAUUUAUGAACCCUAAAGAGCACCGUCACACUCCGAUCAACAUCGCCGGCGACACUAUCGAGUACCGGAGGACACAAAUCGCCACCGAAAACCCUUACUUUCGGAGCAACCGUCAUGCCAUCCAUGUGAAUUUGAAACCCAAACCAUCACCCCAAGAUCUACCUGUAAAUCUGGAGUACACCCCAACUUCGAAGCUACUUUCUUACCUCUCUUCUAUCGCCGGUUUUCUUCUCCGCCUUGUCUUAUUGAGUCGGUCACUAGCGGAUUUCGAAGUUCGGAUUCACAAUGGGUUUGGAUUCGGUGUUUCAAAAAUCAGGUUUUGGAAGUUGGAAUUUCAAAAAUCAAGUCACAGCUUAAGUCUGGGUUUCGAUUCUGAAAGUGAAACUAAAAAGUUAUUGCUGGAUAAGAUGAGCACCAGAUUCUGGCGAAGAUGCUCUAGAACGACGACCACCACCAUUUGUGGUUGCUGGAGGUGGUUCCCGGAGCUGAGAGAGAGAGAGAGAGAGAGAGAGAGAGAUAAGAAUGUUGAAGGUAAAGGGUGGUGGGUUUUAUUGGAAAACAAAUUUGUCCUGGUGUAUGUUUGUGUUUGUAUGGCGUGUUCAAAAAGGAGGAAGGAGUAGUCUUUGAUGGUUGGGAUUUAACCACCGGAGAAGAGAGUGGUGUCGGAAAGGUGGCUGGUGGUGGUGUCGGGGAA
Lactuca virosa is the source of this 728-nucleotide messenger RNA. The record is from the annotation of a GenBank genome assembly. Lineage: Eukaryota; Viridiplantae; Streptophyta; Magnoliopsida; Asterales; Asteraceae.